Ixodes scapularis (black-legged tick) is the source of this 635-nucleotide messenger RNA. RefSeq names its product probable protein BRICK1-B (gene HSPC300). Gene Ontology annotation, biological process: actin filament organization; cell motility; regulation of actin polymerization or depolymerization. Lineage: Eukaryota; Metazoa; Arthropoda; Arachnida; Ixodida; Ixodidae. Bases 163 to 393 code for a protein of 76 amino acids. The record is from RefSeq and is a predicted model, not a curated record. Gene Ontology annotation, molecular function: protein-containing complex binding. The transcript is spliced from 3 exons. Gene Ontology annotation, cellular component: SCAR complex.
AUAAUCCAACCAAAAAGGAAACGGAAAGGGUGUCAUUCCUUGGGACCAGAGCUUGGAACGUGUGGACGGGACCGAGGCGAAGCGACCGCUUAGGUUUUGGGCCAAAGUUUUUUUGUUUUGAAGCACUCUUGCAUUUUACUAACCAGCAAAUUCUUGAACAGUAUGUCUGUGUCGGAAAGAGAAGCGAUCCAGAAACAGAUACAGCAGGACUGGGCCAACCGAGAAUACAUCGAAAUAAUCAGUGGAAGCAUCAAAAAGAUCGCAGACUUCCUGACAUCAUUCGACAUGUCAUGCAGAGCACGACUCGCAACCCUAAACGAAAAGCUUACGUCCCUGGAAAGAAGAAUAGAGUAUUUGGAGGCCAGGGUCACAAAAGGAGAAACCUUGUCCUAGGAUGAUGAGGUCAGGCAUCAACCCCAUUGCUAAUUCCACCUGGUGUACAUGUGCAGAAUAUGGCUCGAAUAGAGACUGUCCGUCGACUUCCUUGCAAAGUGAAUGGUCCAGCAUUUAUACGAGAGAGCGUGUUCUCUGCUGACAUGACCUCGACUCUCUCACAUGUGCAGGCUUUAUGGUGUCCUUUGCACGCAGCUGUCCAUUGUUUUUGAAGAGAAAAUACAGCAAAUAUUUAUACCGGC